AUGGAGACUCUCAAGUCACUGUUUGUGAAGCCGGAUCCGCAGGCACAGAUGCGAAAAUGUAAUGCCAUGAUCCGCCAAAACAUACGCAAGCUCGACCGCGACAUCGCCCAGGUCAAGCAGGUCGAGACAAAGACCAAGAACCUGAUCGUGGCCGCCGACAAGCGCGCCGCCCGCAACCCGGCCCAGGCUGCCCAGGCCCAGAAGGAGGUGCGGGCGUUUGCGCGAGAGCUCGUCCGCGCCCGCAAGACAUCGGCCCGCCUCGUCACGUCCAAGGCCCAGCUGUCGAGCGUACAGAUGCAGGUCAACGAGGCCUUUGCCGUGCGCAAGAUUGAGGGCAGCAUACGGGCCUCGGUCGGUGUUAUGCGCGAGGUCAACUCGCUGGUCCGGCUGCCCGAGCUGGCCGGCACCAUGCAGCAGCUGUCGGUCGAGCUGAUGAAGGCGGGCAUCAUCGAGGAGAUGGUGCAGGAGUCCUUCCCCGAGGCGGACGCCCUGGCAGAGUACGAGGAGGAGGCGGGUGAGGGCGAGGUCGACAAGGUCCUGGGCGAGAUAUUAAAAGACAAGACCGAAUCCACGGGCAAGCUGCCGACGGCACCGGUGUCUCAGGAGCCGAUCCCCGCAAAGGCCCAGGAGGAAGAGGAGGACGAGGAAGAUACGCAGGCCAUGAUGGACCAGAUGCGAAACAGGCUAGAGGCUUUGCGGAGCUGA
Pyricularia pennisetigena is the source of this 705-nucleotide messenger RNA. RefSeq lists its product as uncharacterized. Gene Ontology annotation, biological process: late endosome to vacuole transport; protein transport; endosome transport via multivesicular body sorting pathway. The record is from RefSeq and is a predicted model, not a curated record. The transcript has 2 exons. Lineage: Eukaryota; Fungi; Ascomycota; Sordariomycetes; Magnaporthales; Pyriculariaceae. The coding region runs from base 1 to 705 and encodes 234 amino acids. Gene Ontology annotation, cellular component: ESCRT III complex; multivesicular body.